AUGGCAAGUCAUCUCAUCCGGCCUGUAAGGCAAUUGCUCGCCUUUCCAACAAGACACCUACGGGCACCGGCCCAACGGCGAUGGGCCCAGGUUCACGAUGUGCGAUUCCUUGCGACCGCCGAGCCCCCGAGGGCCGUCAUCGAGAGGUAUCGGGAGAAGCUCGACCAAAAGGCAAGGGAGCAGGGCUAUGGCGAUUUGGAGGAGCUAAAAACGGCAUACUCUGAAAAGAUUGCCACCGUUCGCCAAAAGAUGCCCCAUCUGGCGCCUCCGCCACGCCCACGACCCGCUGACCCUUUGCGCCGCGAUUCCCGCCGCCACCUACGCGGCCAUGGAGGCUGCCGCGCGCUCGGCCCCCAGUUCGUGCUGCCCGUCCCUCAUCCGGAGCAGGGAGCCGAAAUCCACUUCCUCCAAUGGACCUUUGACGCCGCGUCCAACACGAGCACCGUUCUGUUUACCCAGCUCGCCGAGUACAAGGCCCGCGGCGAGUUCGCGCAGCCGCAUACGACCAUUACUCACCACAAGGACCUCCUAGACGAGAGGGGCCUCGUCCUCAUGCAGGGGCAGGUCGUUGAGAACAGGGGAGCCAAGGUGGAGGAUGCUAGGUUCCUCGUCCUGUGUCUGCAAAAGUUUUACGGUGCCUGGGAGGAAUCCGGCCAACCUCGCGCAGAACGAAAGCAACUAUUAGACUGGUUCGCCAACGGGGACCCAAACUUUACGAUCGAUAAACUGCUUGAAGAGACUGAGAGGAUGGUUUAG
Parascedosporium putredinis is the source of this 756-nucleotide messenger RNA. The record is from the annotation of a GenBank genome assembly. NCBI's taxonomy places the organism in Eukaryota, Fungi, Ascomycota, Sordariomycetes, Microascales, Microascaceae.